AUGGAUGGUCACACACAGGAACAGCUGCAGCAGAUGCAGCAGCAGCAGCCGCAUCGUCCGGUUCCUGGCUUCUCCAACGUGCUUGAUCAUGGCGAGGACGAGUCACAACAAUCGCAGCAGACACAAGAACCGCAGCAGGCACAGCAACAAGACACAGGGUCGAUCCACAAGCAUCGUCGGCUGACCACAGCUGAGCUUCAGGCUCUCAUGGCGCUGGCCCUGCAACAUGAUCUGCCCAGGAAGAAAGGUCACCAUGGGGUUCGUCGGGAGUGGACCAAGGUCGCCAAUGAGUUCCAGCAGAAGCAUCCAAGUCAGCCCCCACUAUCAGGGAAGGCCGUUCAGGCUCGUGUCUCGAGAGUUGUCGAGGAUGUCAAGGCGGCAGAUUCGAUGGAGUCUCACUCUGGCUCAAGUCUGGCUCCGUAUCCGGAGGUAAUCAUGGAGGCGGCGCGAACGUUUUCCGAGCGCGUUGAUGAGGCCACCGAUGCUAAGGAUGAGCAGCGCAGAAAGAAGUCGAAGGAAGAUGCGGCCUUGGUGUACUCGUCCAUGCUCCCAUCCACGGGAGAGACGAGUGGUGAUGAAGACGACGACGUUCUUCAGGCUAUCUCGUCAAGGGAUCACGAUCUGCGCCAGCAGCAGAUAGAAUUGGAACGCAAACGGCUUGAGCUUGAGGAGCGCCGGUCUGUCAGGGACGACGAACGCCACACACAGAUGAUGGCUUUCAUGCAGACAACCAUGGCCACGCUCGGUGAGCUGACAAAGUCGCUCCGUGGGCGUGACAAUGGACGUGCCAAUGAUGACACUGAUGAUGGUCGUGGUCACACGUGGCAGUUUGUCAAGAGAAACCCCAAAGCAAUAUACUUCCCGACGGGGCUCAGCCCAACCCUCAGGUUUGAGCUGAAUCGCAGGAAUCGCCAGUGA
Salpingoeca rosetta is the source of this 918-nucleotide messenger RNA. RefSeq lists its product as uncharacterized. The transcript is spliced from 5 exons. The record is from RefSeq and is a predicted model, not a curated record. Bases 1 to 918 code for a protein of 305 amino acids. NCBI's taxonomy places the organism in Eukaryota, Choanoflagellata, Craspedida, Salpingoecidae.